UGCUUGGUUAGUAUCGGCAAAGUUAAACCGAAUUGAAAAGGUUUUAAAGAUCGCCAUCUUCGCAAAGCUCCGGAAGUAGAACGACGAACGAACUAGUCAUGGAUCUUUCUCCUGUUAAGGAAGCUUUGACCGCCAAAUCCUUUGAUAAAAUCGCCGAUAUAUGCGACAAUCUCAUGCUUCAGGUUGCUUCCGAGGGAAUCUCUUUCCAUGAUGAUUGGCCGUACGCAAUUCAUCUUCUGGGUUACUUCUACGUUGACGAUUGUGAUAGCGCCCGUUUCCUCUGGAAAACAAUACCUACAGCUAUCAAGGAGAGCAAUCCUGAAGUUGUUGCUGCUUGGAGGAUUGGUCAGAAGCUGUGGACACGUGACUAUGCAGGUGUAUAUGGAGCUAUUCGGGGUUAUGAUUGGAGCCAAGAAGCUAAAGAUUUGGUUGCUGCAUUCUCAGAUGUUUACACGAAAAGGAUGUUUCAGCUUUUGUUGUCUGCUUACUCCACAAUUACCAUCGGCGAUUUGGCCCUUUUCCUAGGGAUGACGGAGGAUGAUGCCACAACUUAUGUUGUAGAGAAUGGAUGGAUAGUGGAUGCAGCUUCUCAAAUGGUGACUGUGAAGAAGCAAGCUGUUAAAAGAGAGCAAAAGGUGGAUUCAACGAAGCUGCAACGGUUAACGGAGUAUGUGUUCCAACUUGAGCACUAAAACUAAAGACCAAUCUCCCAUUUAAGGGGAUCGAAAAAAAGAUCUGUCUAGUUUCAGUUUUUGGAGAUUUUUUUUUUUGGCUCGUGGCCCUUAGUUUGAUUACAACAAAAUCUAUCUUUGACCAUCCUAAGUACUAAUGCACUAUAUGAGAUAUUAGGAGUUAUUUUUCCGCAUACUUAGCAAUCGAUAUCGCUUGCAACAAAUCCACAAUCGAAAAUCAGAUAACUAGAUUUCUUCUAUAUAACAGAGGGUGAGAUGGAUUGUAACAUACGA
Messenger RNA from Thlaspi arvense, 965 nucleotides. NCBI's taxonomy places the organism in Eukaryota, Viridiplantae, Streptophyta, Magnoliopsida, Brassicales, Brassicaceae. The record is from the annotation of a GenBank genome assembly.